GAAAGCGGGGCCGUGAGGGGGGCGGAGCCGGGAGCCGGACCCGCAUUAGCGGCAGCAGCGGCGCCGCCUCCCCCGGAGCGCAGACCCAGGAAGCGGUCGGGAGGGGAGGGAGCGAACCAGGCCGGAGCCGAAGCCACCGCCGUCAUGGAGCUGAGAGUUGGAAACAGGUACCGGCUGGGCCGAAAGAUCGGCAGCGGCUCCUUUGGAGACAUCUAUCUCGGUACUGACAUUGCUGCAGGAGAAGAAGUUGCCAUCAAGCUCGAAUGUGUCAAAACCAAACACCCUCAGCUCCAUAUUGAGAGCAAAAUCUACAAAAUGAUGCAGGGAGGAGUGGGCAUUCCUACAAUUAAAUGGUGUGGGGCAGAAGGGGACUAUAAUGUCAUGGUGAUGGAGCUAUUGGGACCAAGCCUUGAAGAUCUCUUCAAUUUCUGCUCAAGAAAAUUCAGUCUGAAAACUGUCCUGCUACUUGCUGACCAGAUGAUUAGUCGGAUUGAAUACAUUCAUUCAAAGAACUUCAUCCACCGAGAUGUGAAGCCGGAUAAUUUUCUUAUGGGACUGGGAAAAAAGGGUAACCUGGUCUACAUCAUAGACUUUGGGUUGGCCAAGAAGUACCGGGAUGCUAGGACCCAUCAGCACAUACCCUAUCGUGAGAAUAAAAACCUCACGGGAACUGCUCGCUAUGCCUCCAUCAACACUCAUCUUGGAAUUGAACAAUCUCGAAGGGAUGACUUGGAGUCCCUGGGCUAUGUGCUGAUGUACUUCAAUUUGGGCUCCCUCCCUUGGCAGGGGCUGAAAGCUGCUACCAAGAGACAAAAAUAUGAAAGAAUUAGUGAAAAGAAAAUGUCCACUCCCAUUGAAGUGUUAUGUAAAGGCUACCCUUCUGAAUUUGCCACAUACCUGAAUUUCUGUCGUUCGUUGCGUUUUGAUGACAAACCUGACUAUUCCUACCUGAGACAGCUCUUCAGGAACCUGUUCCAUCGCCAGGGUUUUUCCUAUGACUAUGUGUUUGACUGGAACAUGCUCAAGUUUGGUGCCAGCCGAGCAGCUGAUGAUGCUGAAAGGGAACGCCGGGAUCGAGAGGAGCGAUUAAGACACUCCAGAAAUCCAACUACUCGGGGUCUCCCUUCCACUGCAUCAGGCCGCCUAAGGGGAACACAAGAUGUAGCUCCUCCCACUCCCCUCACCCCUACCUCACAUACUGCUAACACCUCUCCUCGGCCUGUCUCUGGAAUGGAAAGAGAGCGGAAAGUGAGUAUGAGACUGCAUCGUGGUGCCCCAGUCAAUAUCUCUUCGUCUGAUUUAACAGGCCGACAAGAUACCUCUCGCAUGUCAACCUCACAGGGAAAAAAAUCUGGAGAGAAAUGCUGAGAAUCUGAAGGUCAGCAGCAGUUGAAUUUGAUAAGGUGCUUUAAUAUUUGUAAGAUAAAAGAAAAUUCCUCAUUUGCGCACAUGAUAUGCCUACCUUGCUUCCCUAAGAGAUGAUUCAAAGCAAUGGAAAAUGAAUGAGGCGAGAACCCAGGAUUCUUUGCUUUAUAUAGGUCAGUGAAUUGAUUUUUUAUCAGUUUUUAUCUCACCUGGUAGUACAACCAUAGCUUGGCUCACAGCUAGCUUCCUACAUACUUCAUCUGGAGGCAGCUGUUUUGUGGGAGGAAGGGAGGGGAACCAUGGAAUUAGGCUGAAAAGACCAAAGUGUGACCCUACUUGAGUGAUUUAUUUCUGGAUUUCAGUUUCCUUCUAAAAUGGAAAGGUAAAAUUAAUAAUUCUAUAACCCAUUGAAGGCCCAGUCUUCCUUGGCAGGUUCAGAACAUUAUUAACUUAAAAAAAAAAAAGCUAUCCUGGAUCUGAUACCAUUUCCUUUUCUAAGGUAUCCAAAGAAUUUGACCUUGCCAUCUAGCAUCUGAUUUUGGUUCUGCUAGCUUUACUAAGCCUCAAAAACUCCUCUAUUGUGCCCACAUUUGCUUUGUCCUCAUUUGGAUCUGGUCAUGUAGUCAGUAACAUUGAAUCCUGAAAGUACAUCACCUGCAGUCAAGCUUGAGAAUUUCCCAGAAGUGCAUGCAUCAGCUCAUCAUUAAUCUAGCUAUUAAAGGGUCAAGUUAUUAAGUCAUUUUGCAACCCAGGAACUCACCAUUUUUCUGGCUAGGGAGAAGCCCUUACCCAUCUCUAAAUUCAAGGUUGUCACUUUGAAAUAAUAAAAGUGUGUGAGCUGUGGAAUAUCCUAUUACCUUAGAGAUAUAUCUUUUAUAGAAAGAGAUUGUAUGAGGGGUGCUAUAGGGUUAUUGGCCUGACAGUAAAAAUCCAAGUUCUACUUCUGCCUCUGCUUCUAACUACUACUAACUACUGUAAAUCUUGGGUAAGCCACCUAACAUCCCAGGAGCUCAGUUCCCUCAGGGGUUAAGUAAUGAUGUUGCACUAAAUUAAAGUCUCUUCAGCUUUACCAUUCUACUUUGUUAAUGGAUCUUAUUCAGUUAUCAAAUUCAACUGGUCAACAUCGUCUCAGUAAAAUCCUUCUAUAUAGUUGGGUUAGUAAUUUUAAAACAGAAAGAACCCAACGACCCCUUUAUCAAUAUGAAGCAGGCCACUUGAGGUGUUGUAGGAUCCAAUCCCUGUUGGUCUAGACAAAAGUCUAAUGCAAACCAAGGAGAAACCUAAAUGCUUCAAGGAAAGAAUCCUCUCACCUACAUGGCUUGUCUGCAAAGGCAGAGGCUGAACCAGCUUAUCUCUCCAGAUCCGUUUUCAGAUCUGUUAUUCCAUUAUUCUAAUUUUCUUUUUCAAAUGGUUGAGUUAGCCAAGCAAUCCCACUCACUUUACAGGUCUCUUUUUCCUGAGGAAUCCACAUUCCUUAUUCAAAGAAAUUAAAGGCAGAGUUUGGCAGUCAUUUCCCCUCUGUUUCAAGAGUGGAUAGGAAAAUUAAUUGAAAAAGAUUGGAUCCUACUACUUGAACUAGUAGCAGAGUAUUUUUAGGAAGGUAAUUUUCCUCUAAAUGUUUGACAAAAUCUACUUUGGAGCAUUCUGUUGUUACUGGUAUUACUGCUGUAACAGAAUCAACAUUCUGGAAAUAACCUUAGAAGCCAUAACCAUGCAAAUCUUUACACAACCUUUUUUUUUUUUUAAUAAAAUUGUGAAUUGUCAAUCCACCUGAAAACCUCCAGUGAAAGGAAGCCUACUACUUCCUAAGCAAUGCAUUCCACUUUUGGACAACACCAGUUGUUAGGAAGUUUUUCCUUAUUAUCAAACCAAAUUCUAACACUACAACUCAUCUCCAGGAACCCUAAUGUAGUCCUUCCCAGCCAGCUUGCCUGAGAUACACUCAACCAACUUACUGCUCUGUUCUAAAUUUAGUGCAUCAUGCCUACACCAGGAAACUGGAGGCCUUAAGUGUGAACACUCACAUUAGAAAUAAAAAGGUUCUGAUUUUAUUGAAAGAAUCUGAGGUCUGCUGUAAAGCUAAAGAACUUAGAAGCAUGAGAGACCCCUUCUAACUAUCUCUUUUCAUGAGGAGAAAUGGGAUUCUGAAAAAUAAAAUGCAAUUACAGUGACAGUACCAAAGCAACACUAUCUUGUUAUUGUAAAUUGUCCCAUUUCUAAGUCAGUUUGUGUUUUUCAACUUAAGUCUUUAUGAUGGCAUAAAUAUUUAUUCACCAGGUGUGCUGUAGUUUGCCAGAAAAGCAGGUGACAAAGUCACAGUAAGAUCCACAUGCCACUUUACAGUGCAUUUUACACAGAAGCCAGGGACAGGGAAGCAAAAGCUCCUUUGAUCCCAUCCCUUCACUCAUUCUCUUUCCUCAAACCCACCUACUUACUGUCCCGAUGCAAUAAAGUUGAAACAAAAUUUGGUCUUAGGAAAAGUUUGAGGCACACUUGGGUUUUUAGGUUUAGCUUCCUUUGCAUAGGACUCCAGCAGGGGCAAGGAAAAAACUCUUCCCAUAAUUCCCCAAUGACUAACUAAGAGAAAACAGUGGAUUGUCUUCCCACUGACCUUCCUUCCCUCCCACCCCAUCUAUAAAGGACAUUUCUAAGGAAGGAAAUAGUAAAACAUUUCUUACCAUGGAUUUUGGUUGUUUAGCAACCAACUCCUUGACCAGAGAAUUUUUUAAAGGUUUUCCCUAGCAAAAGAAUAAAUGUAAUAUGCCAGCAACCAUCUGUGAUGAAUGGAAAUCCAUUCAUAUAGCAUAUCUCCUGGCCCGAUUCCUGCUUGUAGUUUUUUUUUUCCCUACGUACCACACAGAGCUUUGUUUUAAAAAUAAUUAGGUCCCUUAUUCAGUACAUUUUCCUUUAUAGAUCACUGAAGAUCCACAAUGAUAGGGGAGAAUUUACAAGGGGAAAAAAAAGCACUUUUAGGUAUCCUAGUGCCUAGGGGCUAGAGAAAGCUAUGCUUAGGAAGUUUAUUUCCUGAAGAAACCACAAUCAGUCAAAUUCAUGGCCCCCUAACUUUGAGGAUUAGUUUAAGUAUAAAGGGUUUUUCUACUGUCUCGUGAUAGCUUGAAAAAUUAUUCCUAUGGAAUAAGAUUUAGAACAAGAAUAGGAGGAUGAACAAUUUUCUUAACACCUUUAUUCACAUUUCUGAAAUUUGGGCACUAUUCAGAUAUUUUUUGUAUCUAAUCAGUAUUAAGUUUAAUUUUAAAAGUGUAAUACUUUUACUAGGUUCCAGUUAAUUUUGUCCUUAUAUUUGCAUUCUUACUCAUUGGGGAAGGGGGAAGUACAGGGAGAGUAGUUACCAUUUUAUCUCCUACAUCUUUGGUGAUUGCCAACUCCUAAAUUUGAAACUGGUUUUAGGAACACAAGAAGAUUGGAAUCACUUUAGAGUGUAAGCCACAGGGAAGGGAAUUAAACACCAGACCCAGAGGACCAAGUCUGGGAACCAUCUGACCUAUGGAAGGAUCAGGCAUUCCUUAUCCCUGGUAGAGUUCAUCCACAAUAAGAGGUUCCACAGACCUUAGAGACUAAGCUCUUCACUUGCAAGAUCUGUUAGAAGAGCUGAGAACCACAGGCCUUUCUAGCCAAUCUUUGGCAUAUUAUCUGAGUAUGGUGCCUACCACUCACCUUCCCCAUUCCUACCCCCAGAAUAUUCAAGUAUCUUGAUCUCAGAAUUAUUUAACCUUUCCCCAAAAAAAACAGACUGCUAUAGGAAAACUGGAGAAAGUUGCUUUAAGUUUUCUGGUUCUUAGUAUGACCAAGUACAGCUGUUAAUUAUGGUGUUGCCAGAUUGACUGACUGACUCCCCUGGUCUCCUUUCCUCACUCCUUCUGACUCUGCUCUCUUCUGGAGAAUGAGAAUGGAGAAAGAGUAGGGACAGUCAUACCUUACACCAGUGUAAGUGGGUAUAGGAACUGGGGGGGAACUGGGCAAGAAGAGCUAUGGGGAAAGUCUACUUAGUUUUACAUGAUUACAGUUUAAAGUUGAGCUGAAAAGGAAGGGGAAAUUGGGUAUGGGUGAGGCAAGAAGAGAGGGUUAAGGAGCCUGAGCCAGACUCAACUACAGCCCUUGGGGAGAUUUGACAAAAACUCAAGUCAGGAUAGAACCAGAGAACUUUUGUUCAGAACUAACUAC
Messenger RNA from Monodelphis domestica (gray short-tailed opossum), 5547 nucleotides. The record is from RefSeq and is a predicted model, not a curated record. Lineage: Eukaryota; Metazoa; Chordata; Mammalia; Didelphimorphia; Didelphidae.